AUGCUCAGCCGCGGACCUCAUCCGGUUCGCAUAGUUGAAGUAGUUGAGGACGUUGAUCACUCGUUCGAGCUCAAUGUUGCAGCACUCGAAAGUAUUCUACUCGACCCAUUGGUGGCAGACAAAAAGGUGGCCGUUAUUGGUGUUGCUGGAGCAUAUAGAAUGGGAAAAUCAUUUUUGCUGAAUUUCUUCUUGCGGUACCUGCAGUGGCGUGCAGAUGGGUCUGAUGAUGAUGGUUUUAGUGGUAUGGAUUGGCUUGGUACCCAUCCAGAAUCACUAAAAGGUUUUUCUUGGCGUGGUGGUAGCAAGCGAGAUACAAAUGGAAUCCUCAUUUGGAGUCAGCCUUUCAUAAUGAAAGAUAAAAAUGGAGAAGAGAUUGCUGUCAUCCUUAUGGAUACACAAGGUACAUUUGACUCGCAGAGUACCGUCAAGGAUUGUGCUACCAUUUUUGCGCUUUCUACCAUGGUUUCUUCAAUACAGAUAUACAACUUGCUACAUAACAUUCAAGAAGAUCACUUGCAACACUUACAAAUGUUCACCGAGUAUGGACGAUUAGCCAUGGAGGAAAACGAUAAUAAACCCUUUCAGUCUUUGCAAUUCCUCGUUCGUGACUGGUCUUUCCCAUAUGAAGCGGAGUUCGGUUAUCAAGGAGGACAACGUAUUCUCGACGAUCGGUUGCAGGUCUCAGCGAAACAGCAUCCUGAGCUGCAGCAACUGCGAAAACAUAUUCGUAGUUGCUUUGAUAGCAUUACAUGUUUCCUAAUGCCAUAUCCUGGCAUUAAGGUAGCUACAAAUCCAGACUUCAACGGUUCUUUAGCAGAUAUCGAGCCCGAGUUCCAACAACAGUUACGCGUGAUGAUUCCACGCAUACUUGAUUCAUCCAACUUGGCAACUAAGGAUAUUAAUGGACAUAAAGUGACGUGUAGGGAGCUCGUUGAAUAUUUCAAGGCAUACAUGAAGAUAUUCCAAGGUCAAGAUCUACCCGAGCCAAAAUCCAUGCUGAUGGCAACUGCUGAGGCGAACAACCUGGCUGCUGUUGCCAGUGCUCGAGCUCUUUAUCAGAGAGAAAUGGAGGAGAUCUGUGGUGGUGACACCCCAUAUAUGAGCACCAAUGAACUACUUGAACAGCAUCAAAUGUGCAAAAAUGAUGCUAUUCGAGAAUUUCGUAAUGCCCGUAAGAUGGGUGGAGCGGAGUACAGUGUACAGUUUUUAGCGAAACUCGAGGAAGAAAUCGAGGAUAGCUAUGAGUCUUAUCUGAAGAUGAACAAUGGAAAGAACUUGUUCAAGUCUAUGCGCACACCAGCUGUUCUCGUCACGUUGAUGAUUAUCGAUUAUAUAUGUCAAGAGUUCUGUCAAAUGAUUGGACUCAAUAUGUUCGCAGGGAUCUUCUCCUCCAUAUUGGUGAUUGUUAUUGGCGCACUUACGGUUUGGGCAUAUGCAAGGUAUUCCGGUACGUUGCGCGAAGCAAGUGGUUGGGUUGAUGAUGCUGUCACCUUCUUGUGGACUAACUUCAUUUCGCCGAAUGCUGGUCAACUGGGUGCCCUGGGCGGUGCCAUUCAACUCAGCGAUAAACUUACCAAUUCAACUGCAUCAACAUCGAACUCAGUGAGAGAGCGGAAAAAGAAGUGA
Molecule: messenger RNA, 1626 nt
Organism: Cooperia oncophora
Lineage: Eukaryota; Metazoa; Nematoda; Chromadorea; Rhabditida; Trichostrongylidae
Source: the annotation of a GenBank genome assembly